This is a messenger RNA of Rhinopithecus roxellana (golden snub-nosed monkey), 4788 nucleotides long. It is a transcript of the gene SLCO3A1, whose product is annotated as solute carrier organic anion transporter family member 3A1. Gene Ontology annotation, molecular function: protein binding. NCBI's taxonomy places the organism in Eukaryota, Metazoa, Chordata, Mammalia, Primates, Cercopithecidae. Gene Ontology annotation, biological process: prostaglandin transport; sodium-independent organic anion transport; transmembrane transport. The record is from RefSeq and is a predicted model, not a curated record. Gene Ontology annotation, cellular component: membrane. The transcript is spliced from 11 exons. The coding region runs from base 204 to 2291 and encodes 695 amino acids.
AGGAAGGGGCGAGCGCGGCGGCGGCGGCGGCGAGGAGCUGUGCUUUCCACCUCUCCAGCCCCGGCAGGACGGGGGCGGCAGCCGCGAGCCCGGGGCGGGGACAGCACGCAGCCUCGAGGCGCGCACCCCGGCCCGGCAGCGGCCCUGACACUCAGGGCGAGCGGGAAAGCGGCGGCGGCGGCGGCGGCGGCGGCGGGGGAAGGAUGCAGGGGAAGAAGCCGGGCGGCUCGUCGGGCGGCGGCCGGAGCGGCGAGCUGCAGGGGGACGAGGCGCAGAGGAACAAGAAAAAGAAAAAGAAGGUGUCCUGCUUUUCCAACAUCAAGAUAUUCCUGGUGUCCGAGUGCGCCCUGAUGCUGGCGCAGGGCACGGUGGGCGCCUACCUGGUGAGCGUCCUGACCACCCUGGAGCGUAGGUUCAACCUGCAGAGCGCUGACGUGGGUGUGAUUGCCAGCAGCUUCGAGAUCGGGAACCUGGCGCUCAUCCUCUUCGUGAGCUACUUCGGGGCGCGCGGGCAUCGGCCACGCCUAAUCGGCUGCGGCGGCAUCGUCAUGGCGCUGGGCGCGCUGCUGUCGGCGCUGCCAGAGUUCCUGACCCACCAGUACAAGUACGAGGCGGGCGAGAUCCGCUGGGGCGCCGAGGGCCGCGACGUCUGCGCCGCCAACGGCUCGGGCGGCGACGAGGGGCCCGACCCCGACCUCAUCUGCCGCAACCGGACGGCUACCAACAUGAUGUACUUGCUGCUCAUUGGGGCCCAGGUGCUCCUGGGCAUCGGUGCUACCCCAGUGCAGCCCCUGGGCGUCUCCUACAUCGACGACCACGUGCGGAGGAAGGACUCCUCGCUCUAUAUAGGAAUCCUGUUCACGAUGCUGGUAUUUGGACCAGCCUGCGGGUUUAUCCUGGGCUCUUUCUGUACCAAAAUCUACGUGGAUGCAGUCUUCAUUGACACAAGUAACCUGGACAUCACUCCGGAUGACCCCCGCUGGAUCGGAGCCUGGUGGGGUGGCUUUCUGCUCUGCGGUGCCUUACUCUUCUUCUCUUCCCUCUUGAUGUUUGGGUUUCCACAGUCCCUGCCCCCGCACUCAGACCCCGCCAUGGAAAGCGAGCAGGCCAUGCUCCCCGAAAGAGAAUACGAGAGGCCCAAGCCCAGCAACGGGGUCCUGAGGCACCCCCUGGAGCCAGACAGCAGUGCCUCCUGUUUCCAGCAGCUGAGAGUGAUCCCAAAGGUCACCAAGCACCUGCUCUCAAACCCUGUGUUCACCUGCAUCAUCCUGGCUGCCUGCAUGGAGAUUGCAGUGGUGGCUGGCUUCGCUGCCUUCUUGGGGAAGUACCUGGAGCAGCAGUUUAACCUCACCACCUCUUCUGCCAACCAGCUGCUUGGGAUGACUGCAAUCCCGUGUGCUUGUCUGGGUAUCUUCCUGGGCGGUCUUUUGGUGAAGAAGCUCAGCCUGUCUGCCCUGGGGGCCAUUCGGAUGGCCAUGCUCGUCAACCUGGUGUCCACCGCUUGCUAUGUCUCCUUCCUCUUCCUGGGCUGCGACACUGGCCCUGUGGCUGGGGUUACUGUUCCCUAUGGAAACAACACAGCACCUGGCUCAGCCCUGGACCCCUACUCACCCUGCAAUAAUAACUGUGAAUGCCAAACCGAUUCCUUCACUCCAGUGUGUGGGGCAGAUGGCAUCACCUACCUGUCUGCCUGCUUCGCUGGCUGCAACAGCACGAAUCUGACGGGCUGUGCGUGCCUCACCACCGUCCCUGCUGAGAAUGCGACCGUGGUUCCUGGAAAAUGCCCCAGUCCUGGGUGCCAAGAGGCCUUCCUCACUUUCCUCUGUGUGAUGUGUAUCUGCAGCCUGAUCGGUGCCAUGGCACAGACACCCUCAGUCAUCAUCCUCAUCAGGACAGUCAGCCCUGAGCUCAAGUCUUACGCUUUGGGAGUUCUUUUUCUCCUCCUUCGUUUGUUGGGCUUCAUCCCUCCACCCCUCAUCUUCGGGGCCGGCAUCGAUUCCACCUGCCUGUUCUGGAGCACGUUCUGUGGGGAGCAAGGCGCCUGCGUCCUCUACGACAAUGUGGUCUACAGAUACCUGUAUGUCAGCAUCGCCAUCGCGCUCAAAUCCUUCGCCUUCAUCCUCUACACCACCACGUGGCAGUGCCUGAGGAAAAACUAUAAACGCUACAUCAAAAACCACGAGGGCGGGCUGAGCACCAAGCCAGACAGGAUUCAAAAUAAGGAGAGAAUGAGAUCGUGCGGCGGGGUCCUGGAGGCCACUCGCGCGGCUGGGCCACAGAGUCUACUUUGAAGGCACCUCAUGGUUUUCAGGAUGCUGACAGCUGCAAGCAACAGGCACUGCCAAAUUCAGGGAACAGUGGUGGCCAGCUUGGAAGAUGGACAUUUCUGGAUAUACAUACACAUACAAAACAGAAAACAUUUUUUUAAAGUUUACUAAAAUAAAAAAAAAAUUAAAAAAAACACAAGUUGAAAACAUUGCCAGAUUAAGCACUAGUGACACACCCCGUGCCACCCUCUUCCUCCAGAUGGGGGUGGGGGUGGGCGCACAAGUCCGAGGGGUGGAAGCCCCACUCCUCUCUCUGACUUUCGCAAUAUGGGUCACUGUGUAGACGACUCACCCAGUCUGCAUGCGGUUCAAGGCCCCAGAGUUCUCUCAGUGAUGCUAAUGGGUGAUCUGUGCUGGAGUUUGUAAUUGGUACCUCUCGCCAGCUCCAUUUCCAUGUUCAAGACUGAGGGCCUGAGGGGGAGCCGGGUGGGGGGGCCAGCAGCUCCCAGUGGCGGGCAUCCACCUUCCCCCAGCCCCACAGAGUGACUCAGGAAGCAGUAGGCCUCGCCUGGCUAUGACUGACCCGGCUCAGAGCUGGUGAGACCCAACACAGUCCAAGUCAUUUGCUUACAUUUGCCAAACAUUUUGCCAUUUUUAAAAGAAAAAAACACAAUCCAUAUGAAUUUCAAACUGUUGUAUGUAUAAUCCUCUAAUACUAUUUUUAACUACUUCUAAAAUCUGUUAACCCUUCAGUCACUAACACGGUUCUCUAGGCUGGAUUUAUUAUGCUGGUUGCUUUUACUUUUUUUCUCCUUUUUUAAUGCACCAAAAAUAUGUGAUACAAGGGAUGCAAUUAACCUAUUGUAAUUUUUAUCACUUUAUCCUCAUUCGGAUAUUCUACAAAAACAAGAAUAUAUAAUGUGUUAUAAGAAGAAAAAAAAAAUGCUUCAAAAAGAGUGAAUAUGCAGCCUGCCUUUAAAAGAAUCACAUUUGAGACAACAGGGGAUAAUGUGAUGAAUUGCAAAUUUGCCUUUUAGCUUUCUUCCCCAUGAUUCAGUGAUCACUGUCAUGGGAAGCCCUUUUAUAUUCAUGCUUGACAUUCCAAGAGGCGUUCUUUUCAGCCUGUGGAGGAGAAACUCUUAGAUGUGGGUUUAUGGUAUGUGGAUGCAACACUUCCGGGGAUGGGAAAGAAGAACAGUUCUCUAGCACAAGCUGUUAAGAAGUCUGUAGCGUCUCUGAUAACAAAUAGACCCACAAGCUCCUGGAAGCUGUUGUGUGUCCAAUGCAUGAAAAUGUCUUUGACAUUUUCAGGGUUAGUCUAGAACUAAGGCCCUUGUCUGUGUUUUGAAGGUGGGUGAACCUCAGAAAAUGAACCUGUUAUGAUUUGGGGUAAGAAUCACGUUAAAAAACCUCUUGCAACCAGUACACUAGGCCUUCUAUGGCCAUUUCCAUAAGGGGACAGAGCUUAGGUAAAGGCACACACUCAUACACAACCAAGGGCCCUGCUAACUUACCCCUCAUGCUUCUUCAGUAAUCUUUGUUCAUGUCACAUUCCUGGCACUGGAAAAAAAACUCAAAGAUUGAUUGGUUUGCUUUUUCACCUUGGACACAUUUGCAGUUUACCCACAAGGCAAACAAAAGAAUCAGGAAAUAAAAUAUGGUUGGGCGUGGGGCAGAUAUGGUACUAAAUUUUUAAUGAACAUUGUAAAUGAAGAGGCUUGAAUGACAGCCCAAAUCUAGAGAAAGCACUGAGCAAGACCAACGAAAAGAAAAGCUGUGUCGUGGUGUGGGGCCACCGUGAUCAGCUACCUGGGGCAGGAUGCUUCUGAGACAGGCCUUUCAUCUGCUUAGUGUUAGUAUGUCCUUAUGAAAAUGGGGACACUCAUCAGUAUGUUAACUAGUAAAGGGGAGAUGGUUCUCCAACCACUUCAUAAAAUAUGUAUGUUCUGUUGUUCCUAAGGCUUUGAGAAUAUCCUGUACAGGUUUCGGUUUAGUUUUGCAAAUGUAUUGCUAAUAGGUCACUCCUAUAGAUUAUUGCUUGGCCCUUCAAACUCAGUACACACACACUGAGGCCCUUUGACCUAGUGUUUUAUGGAACUAUUUGUUUUGAGAGAAAAAAAAAAAAAAAAAGGUUUUUAAAACUCUUUGCAUUUUGGACUUUUUUCCCUAAAAUUUUAGGAUGAAUGUGAAAAAGAUGUUAGAAUAACAGGAAGACAACUCCAGGGCUGAGUUUUAUCAGCAAUUGGGUAUAAAUUUAAAGACCCCUGUUGCAAGAUGGCUCUGAAUUCUGUUGUAUCGUCUUUUAAAAUUUUAAUUUUUCUCAUAUACUACCGAACAGAAAACUCAGUCUAGAUUUAAUUUGCCUUUUGUGCUCUAAAGAAGCAUUGUACAUACAACACUAGAUCAGCCCCCUCAAUUAUCUGUUUGGUUUCAAGUGAAUGAAAAGAUUUCCUGGUAAGAUCUCCAUUGGAUUUACAGAACACAAAAAAAUGUACGGGAUGGAAUAAACCUAGAAAGUGAA